Molecule: messenger RNA, 918 nt
Organism: Panicum virgatum (switchgrass)
Lineage: Eukaryota; Viridiplantae; Streptophyta; Magnoliopsida; Poales; Poaceae
Exons: 4
Coding region: 1-918 (305 amino acids)
Source: RefSeq, a predicted model, not a curated record
AUGCAGCGCACCGGCGCCGGCGGCUCGCUUCAGGAGCGUGGCGGCGGUGGGGGCGGGAUUGGAGGAGCAAAGAGGCGCGGCAGCGGGAGAUGGAGCACUGGGGCGGUCGCCGUCGCCGGCGCCGGCGUGGAAAUGGGGAUCGCAAGCUGGGCCACGAUACGAGAGGGUGGCGGAUCUGGAGCUGCUUCUGGAUCUAUAAGUGGUGGUGUUGGAGGCAGUGGUGGACCACAGCCUUCGAUGUUCAGAAGGAGUCAGUCACAAGUCCCCGAGAGGGUUAGGGACUACCACCUAGGUUUGAGCAGUGCUCCACGACAGCAAAGGAUUGAUACCGGCCCAUGGACUGUCAAGGGGAGGACAUCAAGAGAGCUUCUAGGGAGGGCAUGGGCGAAGGCGUGCCAUGCUGUCGGUAUUCCCGGCCGGAAAGUCGAUGACCCAUACUUUAAAGCUGCGAUCGUGGAGACCCAGAAACAAGGUGUUGGAAUCAAAAUACCAUCAAGGAGGGAGAUAGAUGGAAAAUAUUUGGAUGAGAAUGUGAAGGAGAUAGAGAAAGAGAUAGAGAAGUGGAAGAACGAGUGGGAUGAAUGUGGAGUCACGAUCAUGUGUGAUUCGUGGACGGGGCCUAUGCGUAAUUCGGUCAUUAAUUUCUUGGUGUAUAGCGGUGGCACCAUGUAUUUCUUGAAGUCCAUCAAUGCGUCCGACAAAAUACAGGACCAUCAAUACUUGUUGAAGGAGAUACGAGCAGUGGUCAUGAAAGUGGAGCCUCACAAUGUGGUUCAGCUUGUCACGGAUAAUGGUUCGAACUACAAAAAAAGCCUGCAAAAUUCUCUGUCACGAGUUCCCUACCAUUGCAUGGCAGCCUUGCCUUGCCCAUACCAUCAACCUUAUGCUGAAGGACAUAGGGAAGUGGUCAGAGCAUGA